Gopherus flavomarginatus (Mexican gopher tortoise) is the source of this 2703-nucleotide messenger RNA. RefSeq names its product homeobox B7 (gene HOXB7). Gene Ontology annotation, cellular component: nucleus. The record is from RefSeq and is a predicted model, not a curated record. Gene Ontology annotation, molecular function: DNA-binding transcription factor activity, RNA polymerase II-specific; RNA polymerase II cis-regulatory region sequence-specific DNA binding. The coding region runs from base 1138 to 1791 and encodes 217 amino acids. The transcript has 2 exons. NCBI's taxonomy places the organism in Eukaryota, Metazoa, Chordata, Testudines, Testudinidae. Gene Ontology annotation, biological process: regulation of transcription by RNA polymerase II; anterior/posterior pattern specification.
CCCGAGAUGAAUCCCAAUCACUCAGAAAUGAAUCACUCCCCCCCUCCCACCCCAAUCUGUUUGCAGAAUUGUCAGUUGUGCAAUUGAGUGGCUGACAUGCUAACCCUUCCUGCUUUGCCUGAUAUCUUCCACCAUGGAACUGCUGAAAUGUAUGUGCGUGGAGGUUUGUUUUCCCUUUCAACAUAACCUUGGGAAGGCGGAACAGCGAAAUUCUGAGAUGCAGAUGAAUCAUCAUCUUCUCAUUUGCCAGUGAUGCUUUGAUUUAAAAAAUGAGAAGGGGAGCGAGAGAGAGAGACAGGUUACUUUUUGGAAGAUCUCCCUGCUUCCCCAGCAGAAAGCUAAGCAGCCAGCUGGUAACGCUUUACCUAUAGCUGUAAUUGGCUGUGCUAGAACCGCUGACAAGCUAAACAAGGGAUCUGUAUAGUCUUUAUUUUUCGCAGCAAAGGAAAGCAAAUGCCAGCUCAAUGCGCAGCUCAACGCCCGUGGCACGAGAAUGAAUUCAAUAUACAGCUGAAUAGCACUUCUUUUUUUUUUUACAGAAAACCCUCAAGUAUGAGGUAUCAAUGAGGCAUUUGUUUUUUUCAGGGCUACAGAUAAGGGGUAGGGGGAAGGGUGUACACUCUCCCGAAAUAACUAUGACAAAGACAGCGGAGAGCUUAUGGGGCGAAGGAAGGAAUUUUACACAGAAUCAAUAAAGGAAUACAUAGUAUUCAGUUCAUUUAUUUCUCCCAGCAAAGAGAGAGAGAGAGAUGCUGUUUUAUAACCAACGUGUUUCCACCCUCCCCCCCUCCUCUUUCUUCGUCUCAUUUGAAAACUGAUUACACGUUGCUUAUCGACUCCGGCACAAUUCCACCCCAUUCUCGCAUAGAUCUUGGAGGGUUUAUAUCACAUACAUUAUUUAUCAUAUUUUAUAAAUCCAACAGUACUCCAAUUUUUUUUUCCACAUUACCAGGAGCCAGUGGGGAAGCUGGCUGCUGAUUGGGGCGGGCAAAAUCACGUGCCCCGGAGUCACAUGGUCAGGGAGGAAAAAGGGGGUCCUUUUUGGUGUAAAUCUGGACUCUUAAUUCCGUAAUAUAUCACGGUACCUCGUAAAACCGACACUAAAACGUCCCGGCCUACAAAUCACCCGGCCAAAUUAUGAGUUCAUUGUAUUAUGCGAAUGCUUUAUUUUCUAAAUAUCAAGCCGCAAGUUCAGUUUUCCCAUCCGGCGUCUUUCCUGAGCAAAGUUCGUGCGCGUUUGCCUCCAAUACCCAACGAACGGGGUAUGGAUCUGGAUCCAGCGCCUCUUUCGCUGCUUCCAUGCCCGGGCUGUACGCCAAUGGGAGUAGCAUGCACCCCCAAACCUCUAGCAUGUAUUCCACCAGCUACGGCCUGGAAGCCAGUUCUUUCAACAUGCACUGUUCUCCGUUUGAGCAAAACCUCUCGAUGAUGUGCCCGGGAGAUGCCUCCAAGCAGACGUGCAGCAAAACGGAUCAGAGGGACUCAGACUUGCAAAGCGAAAGCAACUUCCGGAUCUAUCCCUGGAUGAGGAGUACAGGGACUGACAGAAAAAGAGGACGUCAGACCUACACCAGGUACCAAACCCUGGAACUGGAGAAAGAAUUCCACUAUAACCGCUAUUUGACCAGAAGAAGACGCAUCGAAAUUGCUCAUGCUUUGUGCCUGACAGAGAGGCAGAUCAAAAUCUGGUUCCAGAACAGACGCAUGAAGUGGAAAAAAGAAAACAAAACGGCAUGCACCGGUUCAAAUAGCCAGGAGAAACCAGACGCGGAAGAUGAUGAAGAAGAAUGAAAGGGAUGGGGUUUGGGUGUAGGGGGACUUUAGUCCAAAAAGCGAAUCCAGGAAACGUGAAACCUAAACAUACGGGACUAUAUAUAUAUAAAUGAAAUCAAAAUAAAAAACAAGCCUGAGAAUGAUGCAUUCUGUUUCCUGAUACUGAAAAAAAAUACUACCUAUAUUACAGUCUUUGGUUUUUUUGUACAAUAGAAUGGAUAAUAAUAUCUACCUAUUAAAUGUGGCUUUAGAGUCAGAUAGAUACAUUUUUCUAUGUGGGUCUUCAUAUCGUACAAGUAUUUGUAAAUCUCUCUGUUUGUAUUUCCUUGUGUAUUUUUUUGGUAUGAAGUAAUGUCGUGUUAGCACCUUUAAUUAGAAAAAUGUGAUCUGAAAGUAAGAGGGGAAAUUAUACAUAGCGUAUAUAGUACUCUGUACAUAAUAUGAAUGAUCAUUACCGCUUGUUCUGUUGUAACCUCUGUGGUUCUUUUCUGGUUGCUAUGCUGUUUUGUCUGUGUAUAUUUUUACCUGGACCACUUCCUUGUUCAAGUCAUUAGGAAAAAAAUGAAUUAAUAUUGUGCUGAGUAAAGCGGUGUAUAUCAAGGUAGAAGAUUAUUUAAUAGCGGCGCGUUUCUUUUUCCUGGUUUGUGAUUAUUAUUCUUCAAAAUAAUAAUAAUAAAAACACCCACCAAUAGUCUAAAACGGUGUUCAGUUCAUUGCACUUUUCUUAUGUGUUUGCAUUAUUAUAAUUCAGCUGUUUAUUUCAGGAUAUAAAGAAAAUAUCCCUUUUAAUUUCCCCUGAUACGUCAUCUUAUUCGUGCCCGAUACUUUUCAGCAUAACAGUCGUAUUUAACAUUUUAAUAACAUUGCUACAGAUGUUAAUAAUUUAAAACAUUUAGAGAAAUAAAACUCAUAGUCGGGUAUAAAAAACAA